Symbiodinium sp. CCMP2592 is the source of this 2319-nucleotide messenger RNA. The record is from the annotation of a GenBank genome assembly. NCBI's taxonomy places the organism in Eukaryota, Dinophyceae, Suessiales, Symbiodiniaceae.
AUGGCACCGUCCCAUUUCGUCGGCUUGCUCUUCACGUGUGUCGUGGGAGUCCGUGGGAAUGCGUGUGAUGUCGAGCACAAGUUGGCGGACUUCUGGUACGCCUCUGGGCCUCCGCUCUCCGAUGGCAGCGCGCAAGAUUGCAGCGAGCAAGGAGGCUUCUUGCACAGAGUUUCUGUGGAUUGUGGAGAUGAUGUCUUCAAGUUCCUGUUGGAUUAUCUCCUCCACCAACUUGGAGGCAUGAAGGACGCAGAAAGGGAGACUUGUCAGAGCGGCCUGGCAAUGAGGUGGAAGCAUAUGAACGGAGGAUUCCAGAUCUGUUUUCCCCCAAGUUGCCCACCGGAUGCAACCCGCGCAGCGAGCCUGCUCGUACUGUCGUUGGGCCAUGGCUUGCUGGAUGGCGCCUCACUGAAGCUGGCUGCAUUGAACUUCCUGUCAAUGAUGCGAGAAGACGAGGAGCUUCGAAGCGACAUACAGCAGUGUUUCUCCUUUGAGGAUUGCACAAGCCAAGUUGAGGCACAGACUUUGGAUCUCAAUUCUGGGUAUUCCAUGCCGAUGGUGGCUUUCGGAACCGCCGGCAUGUCAAAGACCCGUGAGGCAGUGGACGAGGCCCUGCGACUGGGGUAUCGUGCUAUCGACACGGCAACGAGUCCGUUGGGUGGUGAUGGCUUCGGCUACGACCAGCAUGCAGUGGGACAGGCCCUGCUAGGGGUGGAUCGAAGAUCCAUCUUCGUCACGUCAAAGGUCCAUCCAGCAGAGCUCGGCUUUUCCAAGACCCUUAUGGCGGUCGAACGUGCAUUGCAAGAGCUGGGAGACGGAGCAGACGGGUAUGUGGACCUCUUCUUGAUACAUUUCCCGACAUGCGAGCUUGACUACUGUCCCAAGGGCGGGGCUCUGAGGCCACUCGGUACCUUCGAAGACAGCUGGCGUGGGUUGGAGGAGGCAGUUCGACGUGGAUGGGUUCGGUCUAUCGGCGUGAGCAACUUUGAUGCGCAGCAGUUGCAGCGACUGCUCUCGAUUUCGACGAUCACGCCUGCUGUUGUCGGAGUGUGGGCCGACAUUUACCAUCCCGUUCCAAGGUCCUUGCGGGUGCUGUGUCGGCGUCACAAGAUACAGAUUCAGGUGUACGGCACCCUGGGUUACGAGUGGUCACAAGGCCGGGGCUUGACUGGCAAGCUGGCAUCACGCUCGAGUCCGCUUCUGCUGAACCCUGUCCUGCGCAAGAUUGCCAGCUCCAAGAACUGGCCUAUUGCAGACGUCGCUGUGAAAUUCUUCUUACAACAAAGGAUUGCUGUGAUCCUUUCCUCCGGCCGGCGCGAACGCAUGGUGGAACUCUACUGCUCCCAAGAUGCCCGCCAGCUUUCCGAAGAGGAACUCGAACAGCUGCACGAUUUGGAUGGCUUCUUGGCCUCAAGCUUGAAAAUUGAUGCCAGUCCCGACUUUUAUGCAGGAAUGGCGGGAUUUGACACGCCCGAGCUUCAUACCCUCACAUCACAGUUUCUGCACAUCGACUGGGACUGUAGCGGGGCUCGUGCUGAUUUUGAGAAGUAUGGAGUCGUGCACCUGCAACAAGUGCUCCCGCCAGUUGUUCUGCAGUCUGCCCAGCGGGCUUGUCAAAAGAUAGUACUCGACCACGGCGGUGGAAACUGGGAAAAAAGAGACGAGUUUCCACCUGUUCUGUGUGACUGGACCAAGUCCGGGUAUAAUGCGGACAUCAGCAUCGACAAAGUACACACCACGGAAUUGAGUUACCUGUUUCCUGCCGUGGUCUCCAUACAGGAUAUUGCAAAGUGCAUCCUCCGCACAGAGGCGCCUGUCAUUUACUACCUGCUUUUGAGAGGAAAGGCACAGGGAUGCAACGCCUCGUCCAUUCCUUGGCACCAAGACACGGCCUACAACUUGUGGCGAGCGACUGAGGCGCGAGUUUAUGACGAGAAGGCGGAAGCGGAUAUCGAAACAUGGCGGAACCACACCGCCGUCCUCCACAUCCCGUUGACGACUGAAACAUCAGAAAAGGGAGCGUUGAUGUAUGCACUGGGCUCGCAUGAGGACGGACUGGACCCCCAAUUCUGGUCGCAAAGAUGGCUCUUUGGCCUGCCGUUGCCACCAUAUGAAUUCAACGCAGACCAUAGUGCGGUGAAGACUAUGGAGACCCAACCCGGCGAUGCUCUGGUGCAUUCAACCCUUGUGCAUCAUGGGACCUGCCCGAAUGUCGGCACAGAGGUGCGCUGGCACAUGGAAGUAGGCGUCCAGCAUCCAGAGUAUCAGUACCUGGAUGACGAGCACCGGAUUCCCUUCCCCCCCGAGCCCUGGCAGAUUUGA